AAACAGCAGCUAUCACGAUUUAUUGUUGCACUUAUAGAUGAGAUUUGCUUGGUGUCACGCAAUGUAUUUGAAAAUAAUAUUGGUAUCUGUUGUAAUCGGAGUUGCUGCUGGUUUAGGUGACGAGAAGAGCGUUGCUAAUUCCUGCCGGAAAGUAAACAGAGGAAAAGGUUACUUCUUUGGAAAAACUAACAUAUUGAAAGAUACUAAUACUCACACCGGAACUAAAUUACAGGCAAUCUCUUCAGAAAAGAACGAGUUUUCUUCUUCGAGGGGUUCUAGAAGAAAUAAAACUUGCGUCACACAAAAAAGACUUCUUCAAGCUAUUAUUGUUGACUUCCAGUCGGAUGAUAUCCUGCCAUUGCCAAAUCUUGUUGUUGAAAACAUCAACACUCGAUUUGUUAAUAGAUACUGUUUCGUUCGUGCCAAAGACGAAACUACUUUGUCACGACUGAUUGUCUUCUUAGGUGUUCUGAAAUACUACAAGCCAGAUAAGUACAUGACACUGUCAAACGUCAGAUUUAGUUUGGAAAUAAAUAGAGAUAUAAUAGCUAUGAAAGCAAGUGGAGUGUACAACCUCUGUGGCACAAGAUUUCUUUAUAGAAUUACGCCAGAAAAUAAGAAUAUUGCUGUCAUGCAUGCUGUAUCAGACGAACAAAUUACAAUGGAAAACAUUGAAAUCUCGCAUCCUUUAAACGAAUUUCCAUUAAAAAAGUAUGGCAUUGUGGAAAAUAUACUAACAAAUAAAUUUAAAGUCAUCACAACAUUAUUUAUAAAAGAACCUAUUUGGAGUGUUAUAUGGACCAGAGGAAACAGAUUAUCUGCCUUUAAAGGACAAGGUUCUGUACAGUUUGACAAUGAAUCUAAGGAUAUACAUCUGGAGCUAAUGAUUGAUGCAGAUAUUAAAUUCUGGCUGAUGCGGAUAAGUUUGCGUCUAAGUAUAUUUGAAAUAAUGAAUAUCACAAAACAUGCAUUUCCUUUAUUGAAAACAAUACCACUUUUAAAAGAUGGAUGGGAGCAACAAGUUGAAGUAUCAGAGGUUGAAGUUGUAACAGCAACUGAUCAAGUUAUCAUACCUGCGACAAAGUAUUUACUUCAAAGUUAUGUGUUAGCAAAAUACUAUGUUGACGGAAAAAUUCAACACGGAUUCUCCUUAAACUUUAAAGGAACUACUCGUAAACUAAUAAAUGGAAAAUCAAAAAUACCGUUAGUUAAUGGGGAAACAAAGUUUGAAGCCAUGAUUGACAUUCUUGAUAACUCAGUGACGCAGUUUGAAAUAAACUUUAAGCAUCCAUCACUUUGUCCUACAAACAAUGAAGGAAGACAGGAAUGGCAAGAGAUUAAAAAAAUGUUUCACAUGCAGAAGGCGAUUUCCAAAAAUCAAAACAGUCGAGUGGCAACGAAAAUGUCAAAGUGUCUGUACUGUUGCAAUACAAAUUCUGAAACAUUGGUAUCGUUAAAAGGACAAUUUUAUCAGGAAAGUGUUAAAAGCAAAUAUGCAAAAUAUGGAAUUGAGCCAGAAAUUCACUACUUUUACGAUCUUGAUACAUAUGUAUCAAAAAGGGAAGAAUUACGAAAUUAUCGUCUGCGGAGGGUACCAUUGAAAAUAAUGAAAUAACCUUAAAGAAGUAUGGAAAAACAAACGAUUUCUGAUAUCAGUGUCUGAUAAGUUUUCAACAAGCACUAAGUAAUGUAAAUUUAUUUUAAAACUGUAAUUAUCUAAGCAACAAUGUACAAAUAGGCAAUAACCAAGCAGUAAGAAGCAACAUAUUUGUAGAUUAUGGACAUGAUGUCCUUUGUUGUUGUAAAUACAUGUAUUUGACGGAGAA
Molecule: messenger RNA, 1826 nt
Organism: Hydractinia symbiolongicarpus
Lineage: Eukaryota; Metazoa; Cnidaria; Hydrozoa; Anthoathecata; Hydractiniidae
Exons: 5
Coding region: 38-1615 (525 amino acids)
Source: RefSeq, a predicted model, not a curated record